GAUGCGUCUCACCGGCUCACAGACAGACACAGUGUCCACCAUGAAGACACUCUGCGUGUGGACCAUCUCUCUGACGCUGGUCAUCGUGGUGUCGUCUCAGGUCUUCCACUGGGGUCCGUGUCCGACGCCGAUGGUCCAGCCGAACUUUGACCUGAACAGGUAUCAGGGAAAGUGGUAUGAAAUCGAGAAACUCCCAGCAACCUAUGAGAAAGGCACGUGCAUCGAAACCAACUACUCUCUCAGGCCUGACAAGACCAUCAGAGUGGUUUAUGUUCGGACACGUAAGGGGAAAGUGAGGACCGCUGAGGGAACAGCCGUCAUACAGAACCAGAGAGAAGCGGCUAAACUCGGGGUCAGCUUCUCAUACUUCACUCCGUACAGCCCAUAUUGGGUUUUAUCCACUGAUUAUGACUCCGUGGCUCUCCUUUACUCCUGCACUGAUGUUCUCCGGCUCUUCCACGUGGAUUAUGCUUGGAUUCUGUCCCGCAGUCGUUCUCUCCCUCCUGAGACCGUCUACCACGCCAAGGAGGUCUUCUCUCGGGAACACAUCGACAUCAGUCGAAUGGUUCCUACCGACCAGCACGGCUGUGAGGGCGGGGCUUAAAACAACCACCAUGCCCAUGAAUUUACAUAUACAGAUAUGACGGAUGAAUAUCUCUUAGCAUAAAAUCCUUAAUCAGCAAAGUACUUAUUAUGGAAAGUACUUACAAUUUUAUUCAUAAUCUCACUUGGAAUUGUAUGCAUUGACUUUACGCCUAAUCAAUAUGAAUAUGGAGCAAUUAUUAUUAUUAUUAUUAUUAUUAUUACUUUAAAUAAAAAUA
Messenger RNA from Hemibagrus wyckioides, 821 nucleotides. It is a transcript of the gene apodb, whose product is annotated as apolipoprotein Db. Gene Ontology annotation, biological process: tissue regeneration; lipid transport; brain development. The coding region runs from base 2 to 604 and encodes 200 amino acids. The record is from RefSeq and is a predicted model, not a curated record. The transcript has 4 exons. Lineage: Eukaryota; Metazoa; Chordata; Actinopteri; Siluriformes; Bagridae. Gene Ontology annotation, molecular function: lipid binding.